Kwoniella botswanensis is the source of this 609-nucleotide messenger RNA. RefSeq lists its product as uncharacterized. The transcript is spliced from 5 exons. Gene Ontology annotation, biological process: Golgi organization; protein retention in ER lumen; intracellular protein transport. Lineage: Eukaryota; Fungi; Basidiomycota; Tremellomycetes; Tremellales; Cryptococcaceae. The record is from RefSeq and is a predicted model, not a curated record. Gene Ontology annotation, cellular component: Golgi apparatus; COPII-coated ER to Golgi transport vesicle; endoplasmic reticulum. The coding region runs from base 1 to 609 and encodes 202 amino acids.
AUGCUCCCUCGUCUGACCAACUUCCUACACCUCUUCCUACUCGUCCUUCCUUUCACCUUCACCCUCGCACAUAGGAUAGAGAUAGAUCCAGGAGAGAAGGAAUGUUACUUUGAGAGUCUGCAGUCUAAGGAUAGGAUGACAAUAACGUACGAAGUAGGAGGGUCAACCGGCGGAGGUCAUCUGGAUAUAGAUUUUUAUGUGACUGAUCCACAAGGGAAAACGAUAUACACGCAUCACAAGAAACCUCAAGGAUCAUUCUCCAUGUCGGCCGAUAGGAGUGGUAAAUUUACUUAUUGCUUUAGUAAUGAGAUGAGCAGUUAUGCUAGAAAGGUACUGAGCUUCAACGUACAUGGUCAACUGUACAUAGGCGACCAAGAGCAAAUAGCACCUGUCGAGCAGGAAGUGCGGGAUCUAAGUGCAGGACUACAGUUGGUCAAGGAUGAACAAGCUUAUUUAGUGGUUAGGGAGAGGGUACAUCGUAACACAUGUGAAUCGACCAACUCCAGAGUCAAAUGGUGGGCGAUAGUCCAAACCGUCAUCUUAUUCAGUCUUUGUGCCUGGAACGUACAUUACUUGAAGAGCUGGUUUGAGGUCAAACGAGUGUUAUAA